GAACCCUAUUGAGUAACGCAUCCUUUCGUCACACAAUGUCGCAGCCGCAUCACGCUACCCUUGAGUCAAUUAAGUACACACCAGGCUUUUUGCGCUUGCUGGAUCAGCGCAAGUUGCCGCUGGAGACUGUCUUCGACGACGUCCUCACGGUGGAGGAUAUAUGGACCGCCAUUAAGGAGAUGCGCGUACGCGGCGCUCCAGCCAUCGCCGUCAGCGCCGCCCUCGGCAUUGCCGUCGCCACUCAAAACAAAGUGAAGGAUGGCGAGCUGCGGACCGGGGCGGAGGUGCAGUCAUUUCUCUUAGAGAGCUGCGACUACGUCAUGACGAGCCGGCCAACCGCGGUGAACCUUUUUAACUGCCUGCGUGAUUUGAAGACGCGUAUUGCGACGUUCGACGUCACUCGUUCGCCUGCAGAGGUGGCAGCAGACUUCGCGGAGCUGGCUGAGGCCGUGUACGCCGCGGACGUGGCCUUCAACGAGGGCAUCAUGAAGUACGGCGCGGCGCACAUUCUCGCGGCGGCGCAUAAAGAGGGCCGCGACACGGUGAACGUGCUGACGAUCUGCAACACCGGCGCGUUGGCUACGUCGCGCUACGGCACGGCCCUCGGCGUGGUGCGUCAGCUGCACUACGAUGGCAAGCUGGCGCAGGUUUACGCGUGCGAGACGCGGCCGUGGAACCAAGGCGCCCGUCUGACCGUCUACGAGUGUGUGCAGGAGAGCAUCCCGUGCACGCUCAUCUGCGAUGGGGCAGCAUCUUCGUUGAUGAAGAGCCGAAAGAUUGACGCGGUAGUGGUCGGGGCGGACCGCAUCUGCCAGAACGGAGACACCGCCAACAAAAUCGGCACCUACAACCUCGCGGUGGCGGCACAAUUUCACGGGGUUAAAUUCUACGUCGCGGCCCCCACGACGACGCUCGACGCGAUGACGCCGAGCGGCGACCACGUCGAGAUCGAAGAGCGCGAGACGACGGAGAUCACGACGAACAUGGUGACGAAGCAGCGCGUGGUGGCGGAUGGGCCAAACCUGACCAUCUGGAACCCUGUCUUUGAUAUCACGCCAGGUGCGCUGAUCACGGGCGGCAUCAUCACAGAGAAGGGCGUGCAGGAGCCGGCUGUACUCGCAAAUGGAGCGUACUACGACAUCGCCGCGAUCAUCGCCAAGUGA
Leptomonas pyrrhocoris is the source of this 1163-nucleotide messenger RNA. Its product is annotated as putative Translation initiation factor 2 subunit. The coding region runs from base 36 to 1163 and encodes 375 amino acids. Lineage: Eukaryota; Euglenozoa; Kinetoplastea; Trypanosomatida; Trypanosomatidae. The transcript has a single exon. Gene Ontology annotation, molecular function: S-methyl-5-thioribose-1-phosphate isomerase activity. The record is from RefSeq and is a predicted model, not a curated record.